CAUGCUUCGGCCCUUCACUUAGACAGAGAAAUAGUGAGGGACCCGACAAAGCAAUCGUACCUUUGCUCUUCGUUUUUGGAAAUCUUUUUGUCACUCGGGCACUUUCUUUAGAGAGGGCGAGGUCGAGUUACCGGCGGCGGCGAUGAAGGAUGACGGAGACAGCGGCGGAGACGGCGGAGGAGGAGAGAAUCCGGUGACGGUGGUGGUGGGGGUGAAGUUCGGCGGCCGGAGCAGAGAAUUGCUUACUUGGGCCCUCGUCAAGGUAGCAAAUUCCGGAGACCGUGUCAUUGCACUUCACGUCGUCGAUUCCGUCCCGGAAAACUCUGCUUCGCUCCUCUCUGUGGUGAAGUCUUUCGAGGCUAUGCUUCGUGUGUAUGAAGGAUUCUGUAACUUGAAGCAGGUGGAAUUGAAGUUGAAAGUGUGCAGAGGGGCAUCUGUUAGAAGGGUUUUGGCAACGGAAGCCAAUUCCUGUGGAGCUGCAACUUUUAUCUUGGGGACGUCAAAAUCUCGGCACUGUUUACGUUCAUCCGCCUCUGUUGCCAAGUACUGUGCCACCAAACUUCCGAAGAAACUAUCGGUUUUAGCGGUGGAUAAUGGCAGAAUCGUGUUUCAACGAGAAGGAGAUUCUCUCGAAGUUGAUGGUUUGGAACAUGGCGAUGGUUUAUACAAAAAGCAGCUCGGCAUUGAUCGUCAUGUAUCAUCAAAGAAAAUGCAGAAAGGAACAGAAGCCACGAAAAAAUCAUGUCGAGAAAGCACGAAUAACAACCCAAGACGGAGUUUGGAUGGGAGGAAGUGUCAAAGUGUUGAAGAUUCGGGUAUGUUAGAUAAUUCUGUUGCCCAAUUACCGGAAGAAACGGUGGACAAUUCACUGGCGUUGGUGCCAAUCCAAACACACGAGGAAGAUACAAGCCCGACAUCCAGCUUGACAAUAUAUACACCUAAAAAGAAAUCUAGAUGGCCGUUCUUACGUCGGGUUUUUAUACCGCCACCAGAGACCCUCGUGAGAUCUUCUUGUAGGAAGAUGUCAGUAAUUCGGUGGGCUUUGAGAUUUAAGGGUAGGCAACAAUCUGCAGCCAUUAUCUAUCCUGAUGGGAGACAGAUUAAUUCUUGUAAUGACAAAGAUGGUUCCUCUACGUUGGAUGGUCAGAGUGGCGCCAUUGUCUCGUUUGGCUCUGAAAUCUCAUGGUCAAGUUUAUCACUUUGCAAUGGCUUUGAUAAUUUUGCCGAGGAAUUGGAAAGUCUGCAUAAAAGGUACUCAUCGACAUGCAGAGUUUUUAGCUACCAAGAGCUUCUUUCAGCGACCUCUGGCUUUGCACCCGAAAAUAUGGUUGGAAAAGGCGGUAGCGGUUAUGUCUAUCGAGGCUGUCUUCCCCAAGGGAAAGAGCUGGCUGUGAAGAUUCUUAAGCCAUCAGUAGAUGUGGUGAAGGAAUUUGUGGUGGAAAUUGAUAUCAUCACAGGCCUACAUCACAAUAACAUUGUUUCUCUAUUUGGAUUUUGUUCCGAGAACGAGAAUUUGCUGCUGGUUUAUAACUUCUUACCCCGUGGAAGUCUUGAAGAGAAUCUUCAUGGUAAUAAAAAGGAUACAAGUGCAUUUGGCUGGAGUGAGAGGUAUAAGGCGGCGCUUGGGGUAGCUGAGGCUCUAAAUUAUCUGCACAACGGCCGAGAACUUCCCGUGAUUCAUCGGGAUGUGAAAUCUUCGAACAUUCUCCUUUCCGAUGAUUUUGAAGCACAGCUUUCUGAUUUUGGACUUGCCAAUUGGGAUGUUAAUUCUUCAUCGUCUCAGCGAAUUUGCACUGAUGUUGCUGGGACUUUCGGUUAUUUGGCCCCGGAAUACUUCAUGCAUGGUCGGGUGAGCGAGAAAGUAGAUGUGUAUGCGUUUGGUGUUGUACUUCUUGAGUUGCUUUCCGGGAGAAAACCGAUCGACAGCGGUAACAACAACUGCCAAGAGAGUCUUGUCCUGUGGGCGAAGCCAAUCUUAGAGGGUGGAAAAAUGCUGCAGCUGCUUGACCCAAGUUUAAAGAGCGACUAUGAUGUGAACCAGAUUGAAAGAAUCACGAUGGCUGCAAUGCUCUGCAUCAGACGCACACCUCGGCUUAGGCCUGAUAUUUGCAUUAUUUUGAAGCUCCUGAAAGGCGAGGAAGAAGUGGAAAAGUGGGCGAGGCAGCAGCUGAAUAGCACGUCGGAAGAAACUGUAGACGAUGAGAUGGAUGGAGAGUGGUCACAGCCGACAAGUAAUAUACAGUCGCAUCUGAAUCUGGCUUUGUUGGAUAUAGACAAUGGUGACGAUGAUUCCCAGUCGAUGAGCAGUAGCUCCGAGCAAAGUGUUUCCAUUGAGGAUUACCUGAGAGGGAGAUGGAGCCGUACAUCAAGCUUUGACUAGGAAUCUCUGUCUGAAGAUUGAAAGGGGGACAACCUUAGAACUAGUUUUUUUUUUUUUUAAUUUCUGGUAUAGUUUCUAGUUGUUGGGUUUAUUAUCGUCUUCAUGCCGAAUUAACAUCAGGUAUUUGAGGGUUUUGCUUCCUAUUGUUGUAUGUUGUGUACAGAAUCUCAUAUUGCUUAUCCAUCUGAUGAAUGCUUGUGGAGAUGCGUAUUCAAUAAUGGAAAGAGGAUUUCAUCA
Messenger RNA from Tarenaya hassleriana, 2617 nucleotides. Its product is annotated as probable L-type lectin-domain containing receptor kinase II.1. The transcript has 11 exons. NCBI's taxonomy places the organism in Eukaryota, Viridiplantae, Streptophyta, Magnoliopsida, Brassicales, Cleomaceae. Gene Ontology annotation, biological process: protein phosphorylation. Gene Ontology annotation, molecular function: ATP binding; protein kinase activity. The coding region runs from base 143 to 2380 and encodes 745 amino acids. The record is from RefSeq and is a predicted model, not a curated record.